This is a messenger RNA of Chrysoperla carnea, 1155 nucleotides long. RefSeq lists its product as uncharacterized. NCBI's taxonomy places the organism in Eukaryota, Metazoa, Arthropoda, Insecta, Neuroptera, Chrysopidae. Gene Ontology annotation, molecular function: lipase activity. The record is from RefSeq and is a predicted model, not a curated record. Bases 159 to 1046 code for a protein of 295 amino acids. The transcript is spliced from 5 exons.
GUUUAAAUCUUUCUGCUGAUCAUAUAAAUUGUGUUUUGUAUCGAACAUAUACAGAUUAUCGGAUUAUAAAUGGAACAGCUCCUGAACAAAUUUUGGAACAAGAUAUAUUUAAUGCAUCACUCAAAACAGCAUUUUUUAUCCCGGGUCAUCCCACACCAAUGGACAGUUCACAUCUUCGUCCUCUUUUAGAAUCUUACAUCAGAUCUAAACGUUAUAAUAUUAUUCAGUUGUCUCAUUAUUAUUAUACGACAGACAAGUCUCCUGGUGUGUAUGGUGAAGUGAUGUUCUGGCUUGGUGAACUUUUUGGUUCUGUCAUUUCCAAAUUAAUAAAGAUUGGAUUACCCCUGCAAAGUAUAGAACUUAUAGGACAUUCAUAUGGAGGAUGUGUUGCAUUUCUAACAGCGAAGAAUACGUUUCCAAAGUUACCAUUAUUAGUUGGCUUAGAUCCAUCUCCUUGGGUACAUUUUCAAAAAGGAUACGCAGAUUACACAAUUGCAUUACACACCAAUAUGGGAGCAUGGGGUACUCGGUUUUAUAAAGAAUCAGAUUCAGAUUUAGUGGCAAAUGGUGGAACAUUACAACCAAAAUGCCCGAGUGGUUAUGUAUUUGAAAUUGACUCGGAAGAUGAAAUUGUUAAAUUAAAUCAAUGUUGUCACAAGGCUGCACUUGACUAUUGGGGUUCAAUGAUAGAAAAUCCAGGAUUAUUUUAUGGUGUGAAAUGUGAUGAAACGGAUUGCAAUUACCACAAUGUUCAGUUGCUUGGUCCAAAUUUAAGGACACCAGGAAUAUUUCACUUUAAAACUAGUAAAUAUUCGCCAUUUGGACUGGGAAUGGAAGGUAUUAAAAAUAUUACCCCAAUUGACAUUCAUUUAUUGAAUGCGUAUCAUGAUUAUAUGUUGCAAUUUAAAUAUGUUCAAAAUGCCUACAUAAAAUAUUUCUCAGAUACAUAUGAAUAUUAUGUCAAUGGUGGCUUUAAGUCAAAAACUGUAAAUAAUGCAUUUUUUCUUUCUAAUGCUCAGUUACAAAUGAUACAACAUGGUGAUUAAACUAACAAAAUUUUAAAUUGUACGGAAGGCUGAAUGUCUCACUGUCAGUCUCAAUGUAUGAGAAAGUGGCGCUCCCUAGAAUAUUUUUUAAAUGUGUACUAUCCACAAA